Messenger RNA from Perca fluviatilis (European perch), 2550 nucleotides. RefSeq names its product phosphatidylinositol glycan anchor biosynthesis, class V (gene pigv). Gene Ontology annotation, biological process: GPI anchor biosynthetic process. The record is from RefSeq and is a predicted model, not a curated record. Gene Ontology annotation, molecular function: alpha-1,6-mannosyltransferase activity; GPI mannosyltransferase activity. NCBI's taxonomy places the organism in Eukaryota, Metazoa, Chordata, Actinopteri, Perciformes, Percidae. The coding region runs from base 323 to 1846 and encodes 507 amino acids. The transcript has 3 exons. Gene Ontology annotation, cellular component: mannosyltransferase complex; endoplasmic reticulum membrane.
GGAAGUGAAAAGUCCCGUUCGAAACGAAGCAGAGCUGCUGCAGUAUUGAGGAUGUGAGGACAAAGAAUGCAACUGAGAAAACCCGAAAACAAACGCUGAUUGACGACGGGUAUCGGUCUAAUAAAAUUAGUGUUUACCUUCACCUAAAUUUAUAAAACCAAUGAAAACGCGAAACUUUCAGAAUCUCGUUCGCCGAGUUAUGUUGUCCUAAGCUAGCUAUGUUUUAUAGACAAUAUGACGAAUCCAGCAGUGACUGUCUCGUAGCAGCGACAAUGCUCAGGCCUGUCAUAACCGGCUUUUUCGGAUUUUCUCCGUCACAUCAAUGACUAUGGAUGUCAGAGCAGUUCUGGAGUUUGCCACAGUUACCAGGGGUCUGUCGUUGUUUUUGCAGGCUGUCUUCAAUGCUGUCAUCCCUGACCAUGAUGCUGAUGCGUUCAGACCCCCACGGACAGAGGAGCCUCUGUACUUGGACUCCGCAGUGGAGUGGUUGCUGGGUGGCCUCUCUCACUGGGAUGCCGAGCACUUCCUCUUCAUUGCAGAGAGAGGAUACCUUUAUGAGCACAACUUUGCUUUCUUCCCCCUUUUUCCCAUCAUCCUCCGAGGGCUGGCCGAGACGCUGCUGUGGCCCCUGAGCAGCUGGCUGAGUGUGCGGGGGCGUUUGCUGGUGGCUGUGGCUCUGGGGAACAGUGCCCUCUUCCUGCUGAGUGUGGUCGCCUUGUACGCGCUCAGUAGGAUAGUUCUUCAGGACAGGCGUCUUGCUCUGCUCUCCAGCCUGCUGUACUGCAUCACACCUGCCAAUGUUUUCAUGACCGCUGGAUACUCCGAGAGCCUGUUUGCUGCGCUCACAUUUGGUGGUCUGUUCCUCCUGGAGAAAGGAUUCACCUUCCGAGCCUGCCUGGCUCUCAGUAUAGCCACUGCAGCACGAUCUAAUGGACUUGUUAACAUAGGGUUUCUACUCUAUCUUCCAUCACUGCACGCUAUUUCCCAAAUUCGUGUGUAUCGAACAACGACAAAAGGCCACAGUAAAGUCUUCCAUUAUAUCUGGGCCAUCAUCCGUCUCCUGCUUACCUCCCUCUUGGGAACUGCAAUUAUUGCCCUUCCCUUCUUUGCUUUCCAGUACUAUGGGUAUAGGACGUUUUGCACACCAUCGGUCUCCUUGGAACGGAUCCCCCCUGCUCUUCUGUCGCUGGCUGAACUAAAGGGCUACCGGGUUCCAGAUGAAAAUGGUCCACCGCCCCUCUGGUGCAUGAGACCUCUCCCCCUGCUUUAUUCUCAUAUCCAGGAUGUUUAUUGGGAUGUAGGCUUCCUCCGCUACUUUGAGCUAAAGCAGAUACCAAACUUUAUUCUGGCUCUACCUAUGGCUACCCUCGGCAUAAUGGCAGCAUAUGCAUAUUUUCAAGCCAAUCCAGAACUGUGUCUGAGACUCGGGCUUUGGGAGACAGAUGCAAAUAAACGACUUGACAAACCUACACCAGGAUUGUUCAAUCCCAGAGUGUUCGUGUAUGUUGUACAUUCAACAGUACUUCUGGCGUUUGGAACGUUGUGCAUGCAUGUGCAGGUUCUAACCAGAUUCAUGGCCUCCUCGACUCCCGUGCCCUUCUGGAUAAGUGCACACCUGCUUCUCCUCAAUGAACCACUUCUUCAUCGAAGAAAGACCUCAAAUCCCAAUGUACAGCUACAGACACAUUCCAGGAAUGGAUGCAAGCACACACCUCAAAACCCCAUCAUUGCACUUCUGCCACACUUUAAAACCUGUUCUCCUACCACACAGAGCGUCCUGGGAUACUUCCUCUCUUACUGGGUGCUGGGCCUGGCACUGCAUUGUAACUUCUUGCCAUGGACAUGACUUAAGCUUUAAAUGCAAUAUCUCUAUUAAGGACUGGGCUAUACAUCAUGUUUAGAUCUCACACACACACACUUUACAGUACAUCAACAGACCAUUUUUGUUUUGGCACUAAUUGUUGAAAAUGAACUCAAUAACUUCAAUUUGGGUAAAUAAAUGCAAUGCAAAAAAAGUAAAAGUACUUAUUAUAUUUAUGUUGCCCUGUCCUACAUUGAACUUAUUGACAUGCCUACAUUUUUGAUGCAGAUUUAUUCAUGCAAUAGUCAACUAAUUUGACUUGGAUUUUUAACAGUUAGAGAACAAACUCAAAUGUACAAUACUCCUUGAAACUUUAUUGAACACUGUUUAACUGUAAAUAUUGGGGAAGAUUAUGCUUGUACUUGAAAAUGAAAACUUUUUGUUUCUUACUGAGGUCCUGCUGAAGCAUAACAUUUUAUUUACUCUACUUUAAUAUUGCAUGUUUUCGAAGAAUUAUUCCAAGUUAUAGUUUGGGAUUUUUGAAUGUGAAUGAAAAAAAAAAUAAAGAUUUUGUUGCUGUUUAAGGGUCCUAAAUUUAGUUUUAUUUUCAUGUAGAAGUAAUCCUUUUUUUGAGGCAUUAAUGUAAAACUGCUAUAUUGUGUUUUGUUGUAAAGAACAUUGGCUACCAAAGUUGCACUGGAAAGUUUACCCUUGAAUUAAAUAUUAAACUAAAUGUGAUAAAUCUAAAA